GUUCACUCGAUCAGGUGUGGCCUUCGCAGUCUUCCAAACUCAUGACCUUGGAGGAUAAAUGCAAUUUCUUUGCGAGUCAUAUUUGCAAUACGUUAGGAUCCAUGUUUGAAAAUCAUCGUCUGAUCCAUGUUGGUCACAGAAUAGUGAAUAAACUAGUAGAUUUCAUACGUUAUGGACCAGAGUAUAUGCAAGUUGUUUGUGAUUUUGAUCACACAUUGUCCAAAUACAUUCACAAUUCUGAGAAGGUUCCUGUUUGUCAUGAAUUGUUCAUGAAAAAUCCCAGGAUUCCUGAGAUAUCUAGAUUACGGCUCAAGGAACUCCUGAACUUGUAUGUGCCGCUUGAAACGUCUUGCGACAUAUAUGAGUGCGAGAAGUUGUCACUCAUGAUGGAAUUUUGGAAAUUGGCCCAUAAAGCAUUGGUUGAUGGGAAUGUAUCUCGAAAUGAUAUUGAGGGUUGUGUUUUGGAAGGCGGAAUAGUUCUAAGGAAUAAUGCAACUGAUUUUGUAAAUAAGUUGGCUCAGCUCAGCAUACCACUAGUUAUAUUCUCUGGAGGCAUAGGAAAUGUUAUCGAAACAGUUCUGACAUCGUCAGGUGUAUCCUUAGAAAAUGUCCGUGUUGUUUCAAAUUUUAUGGACUUCAAUCCUGAAGGUCGUUUAGUUGGAUUUCAAGAUCCUGUUAUUCAUUCUCUUAAUAAAGUGUAUAAUGUAAUACAAAAUUCUGAAUAUUUUGAAACCGUUCUGUCGAAAAGAAUUUGUAUUCUACUUGUUGGUGAUUCAACUAGUGAUGCAAAGAUGAUUGAUGAUAUGGAAAAAUUUUCUUAUGAACAAGUUAUAGUUAUUCGUAUAGGAUUUUUAAAUGAAAAAGUAAGUAUUCUUUUUAGGCUCAUUUUUUAAAUAAAAUAUCCUUUUACAAAUGGGUUUUAUUCUUUUGUAAAUUUCUUGUAAAUGUGGAUUUCAGCUAUUGAUAUUAAAACUGUCAGUCUCUAUAUUUUGAGAGAAGUAGUCAAAAAAUGUUUGACUUAAUUUUGUUAAGUCGGCUUCCGGAGAACUUCAACGGAGCCUCCAGAGGCCCAAAAAGGAGCCGAAGAGCCCUAGCCAAUCAGGGUAUAAUGGAAAAUUCUAGAGUUCCAACGUGGCGUUCUACUAUUGGUCGGUAGCAUAAAAUGUCGUUAACUGAUUGGCCGAAAUAUGAUGUUGAUUUAACAAACACUAACAUCUGUAAAUACCCAUGAUUUUCUGUACAAAGACGAACCCUGGAGUAAAGUGUUUCUCUCAUACUUGCGUCUUCUCUCUGGUGUUCAAGUCGCUUAGUAGUUCUAGCCUGUGGGUUGCCAGAAUAGCUUAGGACACGAAUAUAGCGUUCAAUCGACGAGACAUAUCAAAUUUCAGUUUUCAGCCAAUCUGGUGUUCAGUGAAACAUGAAUCGAGACUUGUUACUUUCAGAAUGAUGAAAAAGUGGAAUUAUUCAGUUCAUUAUACGAUCUGGUUCUUUUAAAUGACGAAACAUUUGAUAUUCCUUUGUUUAUUUUAUCAUCUAUCGUUAAUUCUAAUGAACUAUGUAAACAUGAGAGCAGCAAUAAGAUCUCAAAUAUCUGAUAGUAAUACUUUUAAAGUGAUGUUUUUUUUGACAAAAAUUGUAUUCUAAUGAUUUAAAUAAAAAAAUAAUUUAAUUUCACCUAA
Schistosoma rodhaini is the source of this 1679-nucleotide messenger RNA. Lineage: Eukaryota; Metazoa; Platyhelminthes; Trematoda; Strigeidida; Schistosomatidae. The record is from the annotation of a GenBank genome assembly.